This is a messenger RNA of Polistes canadensis, 2333 nucleotides long. RefSeq lists its product as uncharacterized. Lineage: Eukaryota; Metazoa; Arthropoda; Insecta; Hymenoptera; Vespidae. Gene Ontology annotation, cellular component: membrane. The coding region runs from base 306 to 2177 and encodes 623 amino acids. The transcript has 12 exons. The record is from RefSeq and is a predicted model, not a curated record. Gene Ontology annotation, molecular function: glutamate-gated receptor activity.
CUCUCUCUCUCUCUCUCUCUCUCUCUCUCUCUCUCUCUCUCUUUCUCUUUCUAUAUAUAUAUAUAUGUUUGCAUAUACGAGUAUAUAAGAACAGGAUGGUAAAACCAACAAGUCGAUGGUAGAUUCUCGUCGAGUACACUUGUGUGCUGUUGUUAUUGUUGUGGUGGUGAUGGUGGUGGUGGUUUCGUAUCAUUCACUCACGUUUACUUAAAAUCUAUUUUCUUUCUUUUUUAUAAAAGCUCUUUAAAUGACAUUAAAAUCAUUUAUAAUCGUUAACCAAUGGUUCAUCUAAAUUAUGUACGAUAAUGAGAGCAUAUUUGUUUCUUUAUAUUAUACUGAAAGAUAUACGAUUGUUAGAAAGCAGUGAGAUCGUUCAAAAAUUCAUUGAAUCGUCUUGGAUUACGAAGAAGGAUUUUAAUUUUACUUUAAAAACGACUUUUCAAAAUUCUGUUUGUUGCAACGUUUAUCUACAUGAUACCUCUCCGGAAAUACAUUAUUUGUUUAAAAAAUUUGUCGACUAUUAUCCUUACGAUUAUUCAUUGAACGUUAAUACUUAUGAUUGCUCGGCAUAUUUUUUAUUGGGCUCUGCCGAGAAAGAAAUUUAUAAUGAUUUGAAGAAAAUUCCAACGUUUAAAUCAAGUACAGAAAUUUUGGUCAUUCUAAACAACAAUUUAGAAAUAAAUUCGAAUAUCUUAAACGUGACGAUUUAUGGAAACGCAAACGCUAACAUAAUAUGCAAAUCGGGAAUAUGGAGUUUAUCGGAAAAUUAUUUAUUCCCAAGAAUCUUUCAAAAUGUCGACAAAUACGAAAAAUUGAAACAAGAUGAUGGAAAAGUGAAUUUUCAUGGCAGACAAUUAAGAAUAGUGACGUUUUAUUGUCCACCAGUAUCAUAUUUAAAUCGUACGAGUAUCAAAAUUAUCGAUGACGUCGAAGAAGAAAUAUUUGACGCUGACGAUGAUCUCGAGAGAGAUGGUAUCGAGCUGAAAUUAUUCUUACUAAUGGCAGAAAAAUUAAACUUUACUUGGAUCAUUAAAAAAUCGAAAUAUAGAUACGGAAAAAAAUACAACGAAACUGUAUGGAAAGAUGGAUUGAUAGAACCCAUUUAUAAAAAUAAGGUCGACAUGGCGUUUGGCGGGAUAUGGUUGAACUUGGAUCAUCAUAGUUUCGUCAAUUUGACGGAACCAUGGUACCAAUUGUUUAUUCAUUUUUUGGUACCACGUCCACAACCAACAACCAGUUUCUGGGCUCUAACUAGACCUUUCUCAUUAACAAUAUGGAUUCUACUCGUCCUAUCAAUACUCUUACAAAGUAUUUGCAUGUUUAUUCAUGCUCGAUUCAAUCCACAAUUUCCUGAACGAUUUAAACAUUUUUUGUUAACUCUGAUCGAAUUGACCGGGCGAUUGUUGGGUUCUUGGGCACCGAAAAAUAUGGUCAAUGUUAAACUACAAUUAUAUCUUUGGCAAAUGUUGGGAUUGAUAUUGGUUACUGCUUAUUGCAGCAGUCUAGCAGCUAAGUUAACUAAUUCAGAAUAUGAAAAAAGGAUCGACACGAUACAACAAUUUCUCGAAGCUAAUUUGAAGUGGGGAAGGAAACCACCGACUCCACCUUUCAAAGAAUAUUUCGACUUAGACGAUCCUGAUGCCUCUCAAUUGCCGAGUAGAUAUAAAGUUGUUGAAACAUCGAAGGAAAUUCAUGAACAUAUAAUUAAAGGAAAUUACGCUAUAAUCGGAAAUUUCGUUGGAUCUGUAUUUUUUCCCGAGGAUGAAAUUGCCAACGAAGAUCUCAAAAAUUACAGAGUGAUGAAAGAAAUGGUCGGAAAAUUUUACGCAACUUUUGCCGUUCAACCAUGGCUACUAUCACCAAUAAACAGGAUAAUGUUACGACUGAAGGAAUCCGGAAUCGCCACUUUUCAUUUACAAGAUGUAGUACGACGACGUGCUAGCUUCAAUCUUCGAGAAAUUCUUAUAGAAUACGAUGGAAAAAAUGGACUUAGAGUACUCACUUUGACACCUUUAGGAGCUGCUUUCUUUUUACUUUUACUUGGACUAUCGAUAUCAACUCUCGUUUUCUAUUUAGAAAUUAAAUAUGCCAACAGAUCCAAAUCAAUUCGUGAGAAUUUACGCGACAUUGAUCGAAAACGAAAAUUAUACUCUCGAUCUCCAUUGGUUAAAAAUUAAUUAAAAAUUAAUAUUAUCCGAUUUAUUAAAUAUAAACAAUUUUUAUGAAGUUAUUACUGCUUGAUCUUUAAUAGUAAUUAAACUGUAAGUAAUCUAGUCAUAUUUCGUUGUUUUUGAGAUAUUUAGUUAAUAGUUAAUAAAAUAAAAAAACAAAAA